AUGUCGGAAAGUGUAAGCGGAAAAGAGUUUCAGCUGGACAAUUUAAGCGGUCUGUACUUAAGCUUUCAGAAAACAGAGUCCAAAGGAGAACAAGAAGAGAAUGCGAAUGAGCUGGCGCCGGUGGAAGAGCCGGAGAUCGGGCCGAUUACGCCGUGCGAAGUGUGCGCUGAUAGCCAAGAUGUGAGUGUUUGUAGCCUGCGCUCGGGCAUUCGUAACUCUGAUAAUCACCCGGCAAACACGUGUUUAAGUAGAAAAACUGCAAAAUGCGCUGAUAGCCUCUGAAAUGUCAUUUGCAGGUGCGAAUCGUGCUUCGUCAAUGCGGCCAUGUCAUCUGUCUUCCGUGCGUUCUGGAGCACAUCAAAGUGAGAUCAAACCCAUCCCUCAUGGAUCAUUUUCAACCUUCAGAACCGGAUAAUAAUCGACGGACACCCGAGAUUCAAGUGCCAACUGGCGACGUGCAACGAAGUGAUCCAUGAGAACGACAUAAACGCGUUGCUCGACGAGAAAGAGCCGGCUCUCGAGCAGUACAUGCCAAUCGCCCACCGAAGAUAUCUGCAGUACAAGCAGAGCAAGCACUCGGUGAUGGCGGCUCUGCCGUCCGGCGACGUCAAGAGAUGUCCGUUGUGCCGGGCAUUGUACGUUCACGAGCAGGGCUGCAACUACGUGAUUUGUGCUAACUCGGCUUGCGAUACGGCGUUCUGUUGGCAGUGUGAGAAGCCUAUCGGAAGACCCUGCACUCACUUCACCACGGGCAAGUUAUUUGGAAUCUACUCUUCCUGCUUGACUGAUUGUUCCCCCUUCCAGCCUCAAAAUGCCGCCUCGGAUACACGGACUACGAGCGCCUUCUCCGUUCCGUCCAACUCGUCCUCGACGUCAACUUUGUCACCCUCUGGCUCUUCUUCCCCUUCGUCUACCUCAUCGCUCUCAUCUACAUCCCAGUUCUCAUCCUCUUCCUCGUGCCCAUCAGUUUGGCCUAUGGGACGUAUCAGAAAGAGAAGGAGAGCCGUGACUUUCUGGUGCCAGUUGACAUUGCCACGAUCGCAGUUCGAGUCAUCAUUGGGAUUCUGAUCGGAAUCGUUGCGAGCAUCCCUCUGGCGAUCGGAUCGAUUAUUUCCGGACUCGCACUCAUCGUUUUCUAUCUCGGAUUUGUCGUGAUUCGCAGCAUUCCGUGUGGGCUUUCCGGUGAUCGCGUUAGUUCACUGCUUUGUCUGAUGAGAUGGAUGGGACGCCUUUUCAAGUAAGCUUCUUUUUCUGACACAGAAACAGAAACUUUGUUAGGAUCGGACCCUAUGCAACACUUCUGAACGAAGCGCGAAAAGAGCGACAGGACGCGAUGCUCAAGUUGGAAGAGAAUCAAGACGAUUUCGAGAAUGCGAUCAGUAUGGAAUCUGCAACUUACUAUUAGUACUAUUGUGGUUUUCAGGUGAACAAACUGUGACAUCGAAGAAAUCGGGAUUCGAUGGGUCCAAUGGGAACUUGCAGUCGACCGUAGAAACCACGAAGAUUGAGACAACGAGCUCCACUAAUAAAGCAUAAUAGCAUGAACAUUUUGAUCAGAAAUCGGAAGGCGGAAGCUGCUUCACAAUUUCAGCGCAAUAUUGUCGUCUUACCUGAAGUAAACAAAAAUGAACCACUUUGACACCCGUUUUACCCCCUUCUCGUUUACACUCUCCGACCGACGGCUGUAAUUGUUCCUGAUUAGUUCACUCAAAGAAACCCUUUAUUCUUACUCAUUAUCUCUUUUCUGUUCUUUCUCUCUUUUUUCUGUUUUCAUUCACAACGCGCGCCCCGCAACGCUGUAAUAUUUAGUCAGUUUUUGGAAAAUAGGCGGAAAGAGUGAGAGACGCGGACGAGUGGGCAAUCGGUAUAAAAGUCGAGGUGGAAGCCUUGAAUUCACUUGGCUUCUGAAGUCCAGUGACAGGUAAGGCUUCCACUUCGCUUUUCUCACUGAAACGUAGCUGCAAUUCAGAGUCAUGUCUGAGAAUCCAAAGCAGAUCGCGCAGGAGACCGAGUCUCUCCGCAAGGUGGCAUUCUUUGGAAUCGCCGUCUCGACGAUCGCCACCCUGACCGCGAUCAUCGCCGUCCCGAUGCUCUACAACUACAUGCAGCACGUGCAGUCCUCCCUCCAGACCGAGGUCGAGUUCUGCCAGCACAGAUCCAACGGACUCUGGGACGAGUACAAGAGAGUGAGUUACACUAUCGAGAAGAUUAUGUCAUCUGAAUAUUUGUGUUUCAGUUCCAAGGAGUGUCUGGAGUCGAGGGACGCAUCAAGAGAGAGGCCUACCACCGUCGCCUCGGAGUCUCGGGAGCCACCCGCAAAUCCCGCCGUCAGUCUUACGGAGCUGAUGCCGCCGUCGGAGGAUUCGGAGGAUCUGCCGGAGGAUCGUGCUGCUCGUGCGGAGUCGGAGUUGCUGGACCACCAGGCGCCCCAGGAACUGACGGAGCCCCAGGAAACGACGGAGCUGCUGGAGCCCCAGGAAACCCAGGACAGGAUGCCGCCGAGGACGACGUCGCCGGACCAGACAGCUUCUGCUUCGAUUGCCCAGCAGGACCACCAGGACCAUCCGGAGCCCCAGGACAAAAGGGACCAUCGGGAGCCCCAGGAGCUCCAGGACAAUCCGGAGGAGCUGCUCUUCCAGGACCACCAGGACCAGCUGGACCACCAGGACCACCAGGACAGCCAGGAUCCAACGGAAACGCCGGAGCCCCAGGAGCUGCAGGACAAGUCGUCGAUGUGCCAGGAACCCCAGGACCAGCCGGACCACCAGGACCAGCCGGACCAGCUGGAGCCCCAGGAACCCCAGGACAGGCCGGAAGCUCGCAGCCAGGAGGCCCGGGACCACAGGGAGAUGCUGGAGCACCAGGAGCCCCAGGAGCCCCAGGACAGGCUGGACACCCAGGAGAGGACGGAGCUUCCGGAGCCGAGGGAGCUUGCGACCACUGCCCACCACCACGCACCGCCCCAGGAUAUUAG
Messenger RNA from Caenorhabditis sp. 36 PRJEB53466, 2974 nucleotides. The record is from the annotation of a GenBank genome assembly. NCBI's taxonomy places the organism in Eukaryota, Metazoa, Nematoda, Chromadorea, Rhabditida, Rhabditidae.